GCGCCGCGCUGCGCUCCGUGUUGUGGUCGCGUCUGCGCAUGCGCCCCACAUUGGACUUACUGCACUGGUCAGAAUAAGUUGGAUCUCGCCUUGUCUUCCCUAAAAGAAGAAAAAAAACAAAACCAAACCACAUGCAACUAUGGCGGUGUUGAGAAUAAGGGAGAUGAAGGUGUCCCUGCCCCUCGUGCUGCUGGCGGUGUGUGCGCACAGUUCCAGUGUAAAUGACCCUAGCAAUAUGUCUCUGGUCAAGGAGACGGUGGACAGGUUGCUGAAGGGAUAUGAUAUACGACUGAGGCCAGAUUUCGGAGGUCCCCCGGUCGGUGUGGGCAUGAAUAUAGACAUAGCGAGCAUAGACAUGGUCUCAGAAGUCAAUAUGGACUACACGCUGACCAUGUACUUCCAGCAGGCGUGGCGGGACAAGCGGCUGUCCUACUCGGAGAUCCCCCUCAACCUGACCCUAGAUAACCGCGUGGCCGACCAGCUCUGGGUGCCCGACACCUACUUCCUCAACGACAAGAAGUCCUUUGUGCACGGCGUCACGGUGAAGAACCGCAUGAUACGCCUGCACCCCGACGGCACGGUGCUGUACGGCCUGAGGUCUCUCCCCGCCCCCUUGCCCCUUGCUCCAGAUGGUUACACGACGGAUGACAUUGAGUUCUACUGGCGUGGAGGGCACAACGCCGUCACGGGCGUGGAGCGCAUAGAGCUGCCCCAGUUCUCCAUCGUGGACCACAAGCUCAUCUCCAAGAACGUUGUGUUCUCCACAGGGUCCUACCCCCGGCUGUCCCUGAGCUUCAAGCUGAAGAGGAACAUCGGCUACUUCAUCCUGCAGACCUACAUGCCCUCCAUCCUGAUCACCAUCCUUUCCUGGGUCUCCUUCUGGAUCAACUACGACGCCUCGGCCGCCAGAGUGGCCCUCGGCAUCACCACGGUGCUCACCAUGACGACCAUCAACACUCAUCUGAGGGAGACCCUGCCUAAGAUCCCCUACGUCAAGGCCAUCGACAUGUACCUCAUGGGCUGCUUUGUGUUCGUGUUCCUCGCCCUGCUGGAGUACGCCCUGGUCAACUACAUCUUCUUUGGACGAGGCCCCCAGCGGCAGAAGAAGGCGGCGGAGAAGAUAUCCACAGCAAACAACGAGAAGAUGCUGAUGGACCCAAAUAAGUGGCUGGUGGGUAAUGUAGUCGGGAGGGACGAUACUCUGUACUCGAGGAUGAAGCAGAGGGACCUGGACGGACGCGACCCGAUGUGGGAGCCCAUCUUCAUGGACGAUGCAGGGCUCGGACUGGGAGAUCCGAAGAAUAAGAUGGACUCCCAUGAAAACAUCCUGCUGGGCACCCUGGACAUCAAGAACGAGAUGGGCCCGUCGGAGCUGGCGCUCGGCCUGAACGACCCGCGCAACACCAUGCUGACGUACGACAGCUCCACGCUGCAGUACCGCAAGGCCGGCCUGGCCCGGCACAACUUUGGCCGCAACGCACUGGAGCGCCACGUCACCCAGAAGAAGAGCCGGCUACGGCGGCGCGCCUCCCAGCUCAAGAUCAACAUCCCCGACCUGACGGACGUCAACUCCAUCGACAAGUGGUCACGGAUAAUCUUCCCCACCGUCUUCUCCCUCUUCAACAUCAUCUAUUGGCUGUACUAUGUCAACUGAAGACAGGGGGAGGAGGGGCGAGGGGGGACUUUGAUUAGGGCGGGCGACAGAGGAGCUGCGUCACGUGCAUCUUCUCGUUUCUAUUGGUUCUUUUUUUUGUUUAUUUGUGUUUGUUCGGUUUGGUUUCAUUUGUGUGGGAUUUUGCAAAAACAAAGACUGAAUUGCGAUGCUAACGAGGGCCCAUCAACGCCAGGACUGGAUCAUCUGAAACGUGGAACAUAGCACAAUAACUGGCAAACGCGGGGGAAAAAGCAAAAACCUUAUCGGCAAAGAUAUUCAAGACGUACAUCGUGCCUGUUCCUGAGUUUUUAUAUGAUUUAAAUUGUUAUUUGGUAUGAGUUAUAUUUGUUUUAACUUUGUAUAAUGUAUUGGAGAUUCUUAAACAUAUGAUACAGCUUCAGGAUAGGAAUUAUCUUAGUCACUGGGAAAACAGCUAUACAUGAAAACAUUGCUCUUUUUCUCAUUAAGGUCUGUAUUAUACAUUCUACACUACUGUGUGACAUGAAAAUAUUCAGAUUUCAGAUAAAAUAUUUUCUACUUUAAUACAAUAGGAGCACUUUAAAGGGGAUUUGUAUUAUCUUAAUUCAAUAUAUGAAUACUCUUUUUGAUAGCUUAAAAGACGGUCAAACAAACUGAGAUCAUUCCAAACAUCCUAGGUUUAACUGGAGACUGCCGACUCAAACCUUACCGAUGGUCAGCACAUCCAACUGCUUAACGCCCAGGCCUGCCACCCUACUCAUGUUUAGUUCAAGAAAGGAACGCACAUAUCAAUUCCCCCGUUUAACUGUUCAAACACUUAGGUCAAUAAAAGCGCUGAAUUUAAUCAGGAGGAAUCCCAAAAAGUAUAGCAACUGAUAGUACAGCAAAAUAUGGCUCUUAUAUUUGUGUGCGGGUAUACAAAGAGUGGUCUUUGGUGUUGUCUUAUUUAAAUGAAUAUAAGAUAAUCCCAAUACACCUUAACGACUGAAUGAUUGAGCCGGUUUAUGAGACUGCCUUCGAUGAGAUCGAAAUGAAAACAAGUACCUGCCUCCUUCCUUAAGACAAUAUAAAUGUAAAUAUAUUAAUAUCUUAAAUUAUUUUAAGAUUUGUAAGUUAUCCCCUGCCCUACCCUUUUAAAGGCCUCACAUACUUAUUUAUUCUAAGAAAAAAAAUAGCCAUCAAAUAAACUAUAAAGUCUUAUUACGCAACUCUUUUUUUCUAAAAUAAAAACACAUAUUUUAUAUAGUACAAUGCCAAAAUGUGUAUAUUUACAGAGUAGUUACCAACUCAGUAUUCUAGGGAAGGCUUCCAUUGGUGCAGAAGUGAUGGCAGAGUGGGCCAUGCUUCCUCUUUGAUGAUAUCGUAGCUAGCUUUUGUAUAACCUUUACACACAUCAGAGGUAUGAUCAUCUUUGUAUGCCUGGUGCUUGUAAGGGCCAGUGCCCUUUGUUUGCCUAUUUUACAUUUUGAUCGCACCCAGUCACCCAUGUGGAUGAAAACAUAUAGCCACACAGCUAUAGCAUUAGCUUAGAGUCAACAUAUGUAUGUGUUUGGGGUUGGUACAGAAAGGCAGUCACAUGCACAAUAGGAUAGUUAUUGGUUAUAUUAAUUGGAAAAUGAUAAUUGAACUUUUGGAAACCAUGCACAUUAGAAUCAAUAAAUACACUGUAUGCAUGACAAACAAUUCAAUGUAGUUCUGUGUUCCCCGUUUAAAAUCAAUCCGAACCAUCAGGGAGGCGGAAUUAUUUUUGCGACUUAAUGUCUGAUAGUUUCUAACUCUAUCAGAGGGUAAUAUUAAACCACAAGCAUUAAAAGAAUUUGAGAUAUAGCUACACUCAAUCAUUUUGAGUUUUGUUGUUAUUUCAAGGUCACAUUUUCCAUCUAUGCUCUAUUUACUUAAAAUGAACACGGGAUACUUUAUUUGAUUCAUUGUUUUGUAUUGCUGUACAUCUCUGUGCAGUCGUUUUUUCUCUUUUUAGAUUAACCAGAUACAUAUCUGCAUUAUUUAGUGUUGGGUGGAAGGCUACUAGUUCUAUAUAAAAGGACAUUUGUUUUUUCUUAGUGUUGAAGCAUUUAAAGACGAAGAGAGAGAGGGGGUGGGGCAAAUAAGCUGUAUAUAUGGAAGUAAAUCAUUUGACGACUUACUAACUGAUACAAAUGAUAUAGUAUUUAUACCUAGUAGGUUGUUUUAAGGAGAUAGACUUAAUAAGAGUCUCCAUUUUUAACGUAGCCUCAAGGAGUUUCUGUAGAUUGUUGUUAACGGCUGACUUUGAAAUAAGUCUGUACAAUCAGUCAGUGAGAAGUGAACUAGAAGGAAAUCACCAUUCCUCCAAAUAACAUUGUUAUUCUUAUUUAAUUUACAGCGAAGGAUAUUUACAGUCAAUAACUUAUCCAACAUGGAUCUCGAAAGCUUUAACGUUACAACAUAUCAGACGAAAAAUGUGCAUAGAUUAUAAAAAUGAACAUCUUGACAUUCACCUUACUUUUUUAGGAACAUUUUAGGGAUAGUUAAUAUUACUGUGUGAUUAUUUGUAAAUUGCUAGUAUAUUUCACAAAUGGGGCAGAGCUUGACACAAUUUUGACAUCCUUCUAAACCUGAAAUAAACAUGAUUCUUAUGGCAAUCAUAAACAAGGGUCAAUUCUAUUUGAACACAUGCUUUAAUUAAUCACUAGUGUAAAAAAGAGAUACAGGAUUAGGGAGACAUUUAGGAAGAGUAUCUUCCCUAUGAAAUGAGUUGCAGACUCAAAAGCUCCAACAUAUUUGUAUAUAUGAAAGCAUCAUACACUGGAACUUAUUAGUACUGUUGUAAAUAGAAAAUUAACAGAUUUCAAAUUUUAAAUAUAUUUACAAAGUUAUUUGUACUUUAAUGUUGGAACAAUUCAAAGGCUAAUGUGAAACAAAUAAUGUAAAUAGCCUAUGUAAAAUUACUUAACAUGAAACUUUACAGUUUCACUUAAUCACUCAAUAACAGUGUUUUUUGUUUUCGAUUUUUUGCUCACGUUGAUUUGGUUUUGCAAAAAAUAGGAAAUGUUUCCAAGAAUGUAGCUAUCUUUUUGCAGUGCAAUGUCCGCAAAUGUUAAGUAAUUUUCUUAACCCAUUACCCGCUAAAAAAUAUCACAAAAACACAAAUAAGCAAAAGAUAGCACACACAUACACACACAAAUGUAGAGGAUGGAGAUAAGGACAGUGCUAAACAUACCCAUCUCAGGUCAGCACAGUUUACAGCAUAGAUAUAUUUAAAGUAACAUUCUUUCCUAUGUUACCUCUAAUUGGCUGAUUUUGACUGACAAAGAUCACCCAGGGAUAUUGAUAACCAGUACAAAAGAAAUUAACAUUUAAAAAAAACUUUAUUUAAAUUACACAUGAACCGAUUUUAGCCUUCCCAUAUGUGCAACUGUACUGACAGUUAAUUUAUUAAUUUACGUAUUAAAGAUACAUGUUAGGAUUAUAUAUUUAAGAUGAGUUUGAAUGUGUGGGUGACAUUGUUUGUAUGUAUACUAUCUGUGUGUCAACCAUUAGUUUGGCAAACAAAGGUCUGCUUUUUGAAAAGUGUAUUCACUUUGAAUAGAUGUUUGUACCUCACAGCUCUGUAUUUAUUUCUUCAUAUAUUUUUAUACUAUUAUAAUCCUCUCUAUUAAAGAAAAAUACUGCUGUCAGGUGGCCAUCUUGCAAAUCCAAAUGUAUUUAUGAUCUUUAUGUUUUCAUUUGAGUACACCAACUCCAUGUUAUGCUAUUAGGGAAUUGGAAACAUAAAAACACCUGCGUAUACAAUAAAAAACCUAAAACACUUUAAUUAUCAAAAUUCACACUUGUUUUAAAUGUUAAAUUCCUAAUUCCUUUAAAAAUACACAAAACAAAAUGGCUUUUCCCCACAAAUUUCCUUUUUUAGGAGCUGAAAUGCUGGUCAUGCAAGGUUCUCAUCUGACUGCAGCAGGAAGGAGAAAUAGAUUUCUUCUCUGGAGACUGACAAGGGUGGCCUGGUCUCAUCAGAGCCUGAAAACACACCUUGGUGAACCGUGUCUGUUUGCACACACUCACACAAGAAGCCUUAGAUUCCUGCUAACCUGGUCUUUACUCCAGUUAGCAUACUUCCCUCUAUCCUCCAUCUCUCUCUCUCUCUCUCUCUCUCUCUCUCUCUCUCUCUCUCUCUCUCUCUCUCUCUCUCUCGCUCUCUCCCUCUCACUAUGAACUAACUUUAUAUACGUGCCACUCACAAAAACAUUCCCAGAAAACCAGUUGUACCUUUUCAAACAAUAAACUCUCUGAAAGCCAGUGUCUGUCUUUACUACAUUCAAAAUAUAAACCUUAGUCAAUGAUUACCAUGUCAAUAAAAAAUUGUAUAUAGUUCCAAGUCUUGAAUUCCUUUUUUACUGUACAGUUUAUUUGAUAGAAACUAAACACCAGUUAGCAAUAUUAAGGUCUAAAACUCAAACUCAAGAAAUCUUAGACCCUCAUGGCUUAAUCUAAUAUCUGACUGGAAAUGAAAAAAAAAGUAUUUUACUAUUACUAUCAUUCAAAAAAUAAUAUAAUAUACAAUCAGAAUAAAUUAAGUUUCAGUUAGAUAUGCAUUCAAUUGUUGUUGGUGAUUGGCUGGUUGCAAAUGAAACAAUACCAAGAUUUCAAAGCACUUAAUUCAAGGUAGAGAAUAUCUAACUGGAAUAUAAUGACUUUUGGCAGCCCAAAUUCCUUUGAUAUUUAAAGAAAUUUGCCCUAAUAUGCAGACUUCAAGUGACAUUUCAGAGCAGAAUUUGGUCUAGUAAGUGACUCAAAGUCCUCAUUGAACAUAGGUGACAUUGAGAAAAUACAUGUCUGGAAAGAUUUUGCUGCACAAAGCUAAAAUUAGGCUCAAACCAAGUACCAGUAGUGAAGAACUACACCCAGCUAUGACAUUGCUCCCACUCAAAGCUUUACUAGUUCCAGGAGGUUUCGGCGGUUACCUUCUAGAACCAGCUAUGUCUUCACAGUGGAUCUAUAUCAUAGAUAUCUAAAUCAUUUAUAAUAUUUACAUCUUUGUUUCUCUUAUUUUUUUUGGUCUUGAUAGAAACAGCACUCUAUCUACGUUCUUUUCGUUGUGUUUUAAUUCAAAUAAUUAGCCGGUGAUAUAGCAUUUGAUUCAAACAUAGCUUCUGUUAGCUUAGGGAAUUGAGAAGCAUGUGAGUCAGCUAGCAUUGGGGACAUUUCUCUGGCACAAUCACAAAGACUGAGUGACUUGAGAGGCUCUGUGAUGAGAGAGAACAUCUUUAUUUGUAUCACAUAUUGCUCAAUCUCCUCCAUUAUAGGCAGCCGAGCUAUUUGGAGGAGGAGGUGUUUUCUGUACCCAUAGAUUUUCUCUGUCUGUUAACAGACUGUGUUCAACCAACGUUGAUUGAAUAAGCCCAUGUGUACGUAUUGUCUAUUCUGUGCAUGUUUGACUCAAGUACUGCAACAUGUUGUUUCGAGGAUGUAGGGCAUCAAAAGCAACUGAAAAUAUUUGUGCCCUUGCAAUGUAUUUUAUAAAUGCGGACACAAAUAAAGACAUUGAAAUGUG
This is a messenger RNA of Gadus macrocephalus (Pacific cod), 7160 nucleotides long. Its product is annotated as gamma-aminobutyric acid receptor subunit beta-2-like. The transcript is spliced from 9 exons. NCBI's taxonomy places the organism in Eukaryota, Metazoa, Chordata, Actinopteri, Gadiformes, Gadidae. Gene Ontology annotation, cellular component: membrane; GABA-A receptor complex; synapse. The record is from RefSeq and is a predicted model, not a curated record. Gene Ontology annotation, biological process: nervous system process; regulation of membrane potential; chemical synaptic transmission. The coding region runs from base 140 to 1654 and encodes 504 amino acids. Gene Ontology annotation, molecular function: GABA-A receptor activity; neurotransmitter receptor activity; extracellular ligand-gated monoatomic ion channel activity.